Molecule: messenger RNA, 2069 nt
Organism: Camellia sinensis
Lineage: Eukaryota; Viridiplantae; Streptophyta; Magnoliopsida; Ericales; Theaceae
Source: RefSeq, a predicted model, not a curated record
CCUUCUCAACUAAACCCAAUCCCAAGCUUAGAAAAACUGUUUGAAACUUUGAAGACCAGAUUACUAACCCCAACAACACACCACAGCACACUGUAAUUCAAGAUUUAUCACUGUCACCAGUGUCAAAGAUUGGAAAGAGAAAGAGAAAGAGAGACAACAACAACGAUAAAGUGAAACAACUGAGUGAGAUACCCAUUGCGUCUCUCUCUCUCUCCUCUCUCUACAAUUUUUUCACUGUAAAAUGGUUCCUCUGGCCAGUUGAGGACAACUCUGAGACUUACUCAGACAUGGGUUGUUGUGAAUCGACGUUGCUGGCAGAGACACACCCAGAAAAGGACAACCACCACCACCACCACCAACAGCCGCCGCAGAGCACAAACCCACCUUUCGUCCACCCACCGCCUUCCGGCGGACCAGACACCGGAGUUCCCUCCUUCUCGGAGUUCUCUUUCUCGGACCUUAAAGCCGCCACUAACAACUUCAGCCCCGAAUACAUCGUCUCCGAAAGCGGCGAAAGGGCCCCCAAUCUUGUCUACAAGGGCCGCCUACAGAACCGCCGGUGGAUCGCCGUCAAGAAAUUCACGAAAUUGGCUUGGCCUGACCCUAAGCAAUUUGCGGAAGAGGCUUGGGGUGUUGGAAAGUUGCGGCAUCGAAGACUUGCAAAUUUGAUUGGGUAUUGUUGUGAUGGUGAUGAGAGAUUGCUUGUUGCAGAGUACAUGCCUAAUGACUCUCUUGCUAAGCAUCUAUUUCACUGGGAAAAUCAGACCAUUGAGUGGGCCAUGCGUUUGAGAGUAGCACUUUAUAUAGCUGAAGCCUUGGACUAUUGCAGCUCCGAAGGUCGUCCAUUGUACCACGACCUGAAUGCUUAUAGGGUUCUCUUUGAGGAGGAUGGUGAUCCACGGCUUUCAUGUUUUGGUUUGAUGAAAAAUAGUAGGGACGGGAAAAGCUACAGCACAAAUCUUGCCUACACACCUCCGGAGUAUCUACGAAAUGGAAGGGUUACUCCUGAAAGUGUUAUAUAUAGUUUUGGAACUGUCCUUUUGGAUCUACUAAGUGGAAAGCACAUUCCUCCAAGUCAUGCUCUUGAUAUGAUACGUGGCAAGAACAUUAUUCUCUUAAUGGAUUCACAUUUGGAGGGAAAGUUUUCUACAGAAGAAGCAACAGCUGUUGUUGGUCUUGCCUCGCAAUGUUUGCAACAUGAACCUAGAGAGCGGCCUAGUACUAAGGACCUUGUUGCGACACUUACUCCGCUGCAAACAAAAUCUGAUGUUCCUUCUUAUGUCAUGCUUGGGAUUUCAAAGCAUGAGGAAGCCCCACCAACCCCACAGCGCCCUCUUUCACCAAUGGGUGAGGCCUGCUCACGGAUGGACCUCACAGCAAUCCAUCAAAUCUUGGUUAUGACACACUACCGGGAUGAUGAAGGAACCAAUGAGUUAUCUUUCCAGGAGUGGACCCAACAGAUGAGAGAUAUGCUGGAGGCAAGGAAGCGUGGGGACUUGGCAUUUCGUGACAAGGAUUUUAAAACUGCCAUCGACUUGUAUUCUCAGUUUAUAGAUGUAGGAACCAUGGUCUCCCCAACAGUUUAUGCACGGCGAAGCCUAUGUUAUCUCCUAUGUGAUCAACCUGACGCUGCUCUUCGAGAUGCAAUGCAAGCACAAAAUGUCCACCCAGACUGGUCAACAGCCUUUUACAUGCAAUCAGUUGCCCUUGCCAAGCUCGACAUGCACCAGGAUGCCGCUGACAUGUUGAAUGAAGCUGCUGUACUUGAAGAGAAGAAGCAAAAGGGCAUGAGAGGAUCAUGAGAAUUUGACGUAUUUAAUCCCAAAUAAAUUGAUUCAUCACCACACCUAUUGUUCUUAACACUUCCCUGAGUUAGUGAAAUCUUGAGUAGGGAAUUGAAGUUGUCUUCUCAAUAGCAAAUGUAUUAUAGGGGCAAUACAUGUUCUUUGCAUUAACAGAAGGUUUGCUUUUGCACCAGUUGAUGAGAAACUAUCAUUUUAAUCUUGUUAAAAACAUACUUGAGCCCAUAAAUUACAAUAUGAUUGUUGAGCAGGAUGAUUCUGGUAUAA